GGAGGGGGCGAGGCGGAAGUGCUGUCGCGGGGCGCUCCCUCCCCCCCUUCCCGCCCCGGCUGUAGCUGCGGCACAAAAGAUGGCGGCGAAAACACUGGGUGGCAUCCACCUCAGCGCGCUUUGUCCAAAGUUCUUGCAUACCAACUCUACCAGUCACACCUGGCCUUUCAGUGCAAUUGCAGAACUCAUAGAUAAUGCCUAUGAUCCAGAUGUGAGUGCUAAACAAAUAUGGAUAGACAAAACGGUGAUAAACGACAACAUAUGCUUGACGUUCACUGAUAAUGGAAAUGGUAUGAACUCGGAGAAGCUGCACAAAAUGCUAAGCUUCGGCUUCAGUGAGAAGUCCGUGAUGAAUGGCCGUGUUCCAGUGGGACUGUAUGGAAAUGGGUUUAAAUCAGGGUCUAUGCGCCUAGGAAAAGAUGCAAUAGUCUUCACCAAGAAUGGAGAAACCAUGAGUGUGGGCCUGUUAUCUCAGACUUUCCUUGAAGCCACAAAAGCAGAACAUGUCAUGGUUCCUAUAGUGACGUUCAACAACCAACGACAGAUAAGUGAUCCAACAGAAUCCAAAAACAGCCUGAAAGCCAUCCUAACACAUUCUUUGUUUUCUACUGAGGAGAAAUUAUUGGCAGAGCUGGAUGCUAUAAUAGGGAAAAAGGGAACAAGAAUAAUCAUUUGGAAUCUUAGAAGAGAGAAGAAUGAAAAAACAGAGUUUGACUUUGACAAGGAUAAGUAUGACAUCAGAAUUCCAGAAGACUUGGAUGAAACAGGCAAAAGAGGAUAUAAAAAACAAGAGAGACUAGACCAGAUUGUUCCAGAAAGUGACUACUCACUGAGAGCUUAUUGCAGUAUUUUGUAUCUCAAGCCAACAAUGCAGAUCAUUCUGCGAGGUCAAAAAGUGAAAACACAGCUGGUUUCCAAAAGCCUUGCCUUCAUUGAACAUGAUAUAUAUAGACCAAAAUUUCUGAAUGCUAAAACUGUACGAAUUACUUUUGGAUUUAACUGCAGAAACAAAGAUCAUUAUGGAAUAAUGAUGUACCAUAAAAACAGACUCAUCAAAGCUUAUGAAAGAGUUGGCUGUCAAUUAAAGGCAAACAACAUGGGUGUUGGUGUGGUUGGUAUUAUUGAAUGCAACUUCCUAAAGCCAACUCAUAACAAACAAGAUUUUGACUACACAAAUGAAUACAGACUUACAAUAGCAGCAUUAGGAGAAAAGCUUAAUGAUUACUGGAAUGAAAUGAAAAGGAAGAAAAAUGAAGAAUACCCACUAGCUUUACCAGUUGAGGAGAUACAAAAACAGCCUGAUCAGACAUGGGUGCAGUGCGAUGCAUGUCUGAAAUGGCGGAAGCUGCCAGAUGGAAUAGAGCACUUGCCAGAAAAGUGGUACUGCUCACUGAAUCCUGAUCCACAAUUCCGGAAUUGUAGUGUGCCAGAAGAACCAGAAGAUGAUGACUUAAUACAUCCUACCUAUGAGAAAACUUACAAGAAAAAAGAUAGGGAAAAACUGAAGAAGCGACCAGAGUACAGCUACCAGAUCAAUGAAGUGUUUUUAAAAAUGCCUGUUUCUUCAAGUAAAGACUUCAAAACGUUCUCACCUGUGAGUGGAAAGGAAGCUGUUCCAAGAUCACUUCUACCAGAAACAUCAAAUGCUUCUGUCAAAAGACCUCUACUUAUUUCAAAUAGAUCAGUAUCUUCACCCCAUUCUGAUUGUGAUAACAGUCUUAAACGGAGGACACCUAGUUGUGUGACACCUGUGUCUUUAAAGAUAACUCGAUUAAAUGACAAAACAUUCAACAACCAUGAUGAUGAUGAUGAAGAUGUCAUUAUUUUAGAGGAAAGCAGUACUCCAAAGCCUUCAGCAGAUUCUGAUGUUGCUGUAGUAAAAACUGAAUGUAUUGAUUUGGAUCAAGAGGAAAAGCAGCAAGAAAACUGUGAUGUUGGAGAACCUUGCCUUGCAGCUACUUCACAAUCAAAAAUUGAACAGUUAACCUCAGCGACACAAACAGAGGUUCUGAACUUAGUUGUUAAAAAGGAAGAGGCAGAAGAUGAAACAGAUAUUCCAGUUCCUAAUGCAGAGAUGGAAACUAAACAGCACAAUGUUGAUGUUUCUGAGACCUCUGUAGAUCUUGGAAAUGAACUGAAAAAUCAGCUGCAAGUAUUAAACAAAGAAAAGGAAAUGUACCAAACCAAAUGUGAAGUAUUAGCCAAGCAAGUAGAAACACUGGAGCAGAGGAUUUUAGAAAUGAAUAAUAAGUAUGUAAAAAAAGAAGUGUGCCAUCAGUCAACUGAGACAAUUUCUUCUGAAGAAGAAAACGUUCAUGGGAGAAGUUUGGCAGAAGUGACUGUUCUCUAUGAACAGGCCUUAGAAGAAAUAGCAAAACUAAAGGAGCAAUGUAAUACUAUGCAGAACUUAAAAACUGAAUGCAGCAAAUGUGCUGCUGGUGACAAUAAGAGCGAGGUAGAUGAAAUUGCUGUGCAUCUGGAUGAUGUUUUCAGGCAACUGGACAAGUGCAGCAUCGAGAGAGACAGAUAUAAAAGUGAGAUUGAACUACUAGAAGUGGAAAAAAAUCAAAUUGCCUGUCAAUGUGAAGAACUCAAAGCAGAAAUUGCACAGUUAAAAGCUUCGAUUCCACAAGCUGUAGCACAAGCAACUGAUUCUACCACCAGUAAUGUAGAAGAGUCUGUAAAUUUUUCUGAUGGAGAAAGCCUGAAACUACGCUCUCUUCGAGUGAAUGUUGGACAGCUUUUGGCUACAAUCAUGCCUGAUCUAGACUUGCAGCAAGUAAACUAUGAUAUUGAUGUAGUAGAUGAAAUUUUAGGACAAGUUGUAGAACAAAUGCAUGAAAUCAGUAGUACUUAGCGUCUUAAGGUUUUAGCAGACUCUUACUUGAUCUUCCAUUAUAACCUUUGUGUAGGUUCAAAAUUGUAUAUACUGCUUCUUCACUUUAUAUAUUUGACAUAGUUUGAUCAAUAAGUGUAUAUACGCUGCGUUUAGAUGUUCCCACAGAUGCAGUGGGUGUUACCUUCACUUCCUCUUAAAGGAACACUGUCAAUAUUGACCAACCCUGGUGUGCUUAAUUAAAGAUUUUGCUUUAAAAAUGUAUUUGUAAUUAAAUUUGCAAAUAUUUUUUUGUAUCAGGAAUCUUAAUACUUUUCUACAAACGUUUUUGUGUUGACUUUUGAUCUUAUAUCAGCAUUCAUAAGCAAUUAUUAUAUAAGCACAUAAUACUAUAUAUUAUGACAUCAGUACUGAGCACAUUAUAUAAUAAUAAGCAUUAUAUAAACAUAAAUAACAAACAAUUAUAUAAUAAGCCAUUAUUUCCUCUUCUAAAAUUGAAGUACUGAGAUAUAUUAAAAAUGCAAAAAAGAACCUUCCUUGAUUUUUCUCCUCAGAACAAACCUUAGAAGUGGUGUUGUGUACUACAGUAUUGUUUCAUUGGAAUCCACAAUGUUGUAUGUUUCAUUAAUGGGAUAGAAAUGUAACUAGUAGAUGAAAAUUUUGGCCAUAGGGGUAAUAUUUGUGUUUGACCAGCAAAAGAAGGAAAAUUCUUUAAGGGUUUAAUCCUAAAAACUUAGGAUCUCUGACUCCCUUUUGCAUUUUUUCUGCUGUCACUAAAGAACAGUAUCUGUACAUAGUUUUGCAGCAUAAACAACUCCAUGGGAUAUGGCUAGGAUAUUUCAGUCUUUUCAGUGAUGGAAACCACCUGCCUCUUUGUGUCCUGCCCUUGCUACUUGAUUGCCAUUUUCUACAUCCAAAAAUCUGUCCAUAUUUGAACACAGUCAAAGGAUACUUCAGUUCUACCCUAUAGUCUCCAUUUGAACACAGCAGUGCUGGUUCACAAGUCCAGGGAUGUACCAGUAUGUGGCUUCAACAGUCACAUUUCACACAAAGCUUUUGCCUACUUUUUUCCAAGUCACAGGCAGCUGGUGGAGUAGGCAGCAUCCUGGUGGGCCACUGGAGAAAACAAGCUGCAGUGGCAUAUCCAAAGCAAGGUAGGAUUUCUGGGCAACUUCUGCUCUGCGUUGAACACCAUGCCUUGAGGCCUGAAGGCCUGUUUUCAUGGAAGCCCAGUACUGAACAGGAUUCACAUAGAGGUUUUGUGAUGUAUACAAAUGCAUAUGUAUAUCAUCUCAAAACUCAAAUUGUUGCAAUAGUAAACAUAUAGUCUGCCUUGGAAUUUUUCAGGCCGAGAUGCGAUUGUGCUGAGAUUCAUCUCUGAAACUUAGCUGCCUGUCACACUGUACCAUGCUGAGUACAAAUGGGUCAGACUACUAAAUCCUUUAUUAAAUAAUUGAGUGGAAGUACUUUGGGAAGAAGAUACAUUUUCUUCUGUGUGGUGUUAGCAGAGUGAGCUAAAGCUGAAAAUGUUCAAAUAUAACUUGUUUGUGCUAUCUUAGACAUCUUUUUUUAAUAGGCAAGUUAGAGGAGUCUUUAUUUUUCCCCCACAACCUUUUUUCCCCCUUGAGAAUGUUUUCUGGGGACUCUUAAGCCACUAGUUCUGUGCUCUGAUACUCAUGCAAAAACUUCCUGGAAGAAAUGGUACUGAGAGAAAUCGCUAUCACAAUAGUCUGAUGGCAUUCUCAGCCAGCUGCAUGUUUUUCUUAAGAAGUCAUCAGAUAUGAGAAGAAAGGUAGCAAAGACAGCAAAUCAGACUUUUUCUCUGUGGUGGUAUUUGUCAUCCAAACAGUCAUAAAGAAAAAUGGUUCUUGUCUUCAAAAAACAAUAAUUGAAAAAUAUUUUAAAAAUUGUGAAAUAGCUUUCAAUAUGUUUAUUCCUAGGAAGUGUAUUUUUUAUAAGGCCAACGUAUUUGGCUUUUGCACUGCUAUUGUCCUGAUUUAAUGAGAUUAUGUUCCUUUUAGUUGUAGAUCAGUCAAUUUUUUUCAAUGGACAGUAUUUCAAUUUUAAGAUGAUAUCUGUUCUAAUACGCCAAUAAGGGUAAUGCAAUACUGUUGUACUUUGAUAAAUUGAAUGUUUGAUUUUUUUGAAGAGGUGGCUGUAAUAUAACUGUGACUUUUAAAAAGUUUGUAUUUUCCGUUUAUUGGUGUGAAGUUUUCCAUUUCUUAAUCAUUAUUUAUUAUGUUUCAUCAGACUCUCUGUAGUUGAAUUUCUUAUAGACAACUGGCAAAAUAUAGCAUAUGUCUGUAUUAAAAAUGGCAAAUUUACACUGUGCGUUUACACUUUGGAGAACAGUGGACUAAUGGAGAUGGUUUUUAUUGUUAAAAUGUAUUUUUUGUAAAAAAUAAAAAUAAAAAACAAUAUAUAAACCUGAGUUUGCAGGAUCAAAACUUGUACGUGAUCAAAUGCAAUGGUUUUGUUUAUAAAUAAAUACUAU
This is a messenger RNA of Cuculus canorus (common cuckoo), 5330 nucleotides long. RefSeq names its product MORC family CW-type zinc finger 3 (gene MORC3). The coding region runs from base 80 to 2857 and encodes 925 amino acids. The record is from RefSeq and is a predicted model, not a curated record. Gene Ontology annotation, molecular function: ATP hydrolysis activity; zinc ion binding. Gene Ontology annotation, cellular component: nucleus; PML body. The transcript is spliced from 17 exons. NCBI's taxonomy places the organism in Eukaryota, Metazoa, Chordata, Aves, Cuculiformes, Cuculidae.